AGACGUGUACGUCACAUUUUGCGAUCAUGUGACCUAUCACGCGCAUCGUUUGGUUCAAUAUGGCGACCAUGAUGGCGACGGCUUCGUCUGUUUUCCUCAGAGUGAGAACUGGGUCGAAGAUAGGUGCCCAAUAUGACCAAGAAGGCAACCUUAUCCAGGUGGAAACCAGAGAGGACGAGGAGCAGAGUUUCAAACUUUCGGAGAUCCUGGAGCUCCUGCUGGCAGCUGGUUACUUCCGAGCCAGGAUAAAAGGACUGUCACCUUUUGAUAAGGUGGUCGGGGGUAUGACCUGGUGCAUCACCACAUGUAACUUUGACAUUGAUGUGGAUCUUCUUUUCCAAGAAAAUUUGACGAUUGGCCUUAAAAUAGCCCUGACAGAGAAAAUAGUUUCUGUUUUGCCGAAGAUGAAGUGUCCUCAUCACCUUGAACCCCAUCAAAUUCAAGGAUUGGACUUUAUCCACAUUUUUCCUGUGAUACAAUGGCUGGUGAAACGAGCCAUAGAAACGAGGGAAGAGAUGGGUGACUAUGUGAGAGCUUACUCCAUUUCUCAGUUCCAGAAGAUCCACAGCCUCCCAGAGGAUGAAGAGUUUCUCCAGCAGAAAGAUAAGGCUGUGAAAACAGUUCUGGAUGUACUGGAAAUGUACAAACCGCAAAGAAAGUACAGGAGGCAGAAGGAUGCAGGACAGCUUCUGGAUGAAGAGUCCAGGGUUCAUUCCACCCUGCUGGAAUAUGGCAGGCGAUAUGGUUUCAGAAAGCAGUCCAAACAAGAAAAGGUGGAUGAGGGAAAGGCUUUGCUGGCCAGCGGCUCUCAAGUGACCCCUCCUGGAAUGAUAGAGGUGUCAGAAGAAGACGACCUGCAGGCAGCAGAGGAGAUGCGAAUCAAAACUCUGAUGACCAGCAUGGCUGCUAUGGUGAAUGAAGAGGGGAAGCUGACAGCGAGUGCAGUGGGUCAAAUAGUUGGACUGCAGUCUGAAGAAAUCAAACAGAUUGCCUCUGAGUAUGCUGAGAAGCAGUCAGAGCUGAUCUCAGAGGAGCGUUCAGAGCUCUACGGUCCAUUGCAGCAACACCACAGGGCGGUCGCCUCGCUCACCAAACAGAUCCAGCAAAAAACGAAACAAUUGGAGGAGCUAAAAGCCAGCCAUGCAGAGGUGAAGACAGGCUGUGACGAGGUCAAGAGAAAACUGAUGGAGGCAACACAGCUCUUGGAGAGCCUGGAAAAAGAGGUCAAGUCUCUAGAAGAGCUGGAGGAGCAGGCUGACAGUGGCUUGUUGCAGAAGCUGAGGGCUUUGGUAACAAUGAAUGAGAACCUGAAGCAGCAAGAGCAGGACUUCCGCACACACUGUAGAGAAGAGAUGGGCCGUCUGCAGCAGAACAUUGAAGAGUUGAAAAUGGCAUCAGGACAGGAUACAGAGGAAAAGGAGAGGAACCAACUGAUAGACAAACAGUACAAUGCAGACCGAGAUAAACUACAGAAGAUCCGUCUGGUCAUGGCUCGGAGGAACCGUGAGAUCGCCAUCCUGCAGAGGCAGAUUGACGAGGUGCCAAGCCGGGCCGAGUUGACCCAGUACCAGAAAAGAUUCAUUGAACUCUACAGCCAAGUUUCUGCAACACACAAAGAGACCAAACAGUUCUUCACACUGUAUAACACAUUAGAUGACAAGAAGAUUUAUCUUGAAAAGGAGGUGAAUCUGCUGAAUUCUAUUCAUGACAACUUUCAACAGGCCAUGUCAUCUUCAGCAGCCAAAGAGCAAUUCCUCAGACAGAUGGAGCAAAUAGUGGAGGGAAUCAAACAAAGCCGGAUCAAGAUGGAGAAGAAAAAGCAGGGGAACAAAAUGAGGAGAGAUCGGCUGAAUGAUGAAUACCUGGAGCUGCUCGAUAAGCAGAGGCUUUACUUCAAAACUGUCAAGGACUUUAAGGAGGAGUGUCGGAAAAAUGAAAUGCUGCUAUCUAAGAUGAGAGCCAAAGGAGCUUCUUAGCCCUGAGUCCAGCGUAAAAAGUUAUGAUAUAAACAAAAUAUUUCUUCUCAUGAGCUUAAUUAAUCAUAGUUAACUGUUUUGUUUUUUUUUUACAUUACACACGUUUCAUAUAUUAUAUUUACACUGCGGCAUUCACAUGUUCCAAAUCCAGCUGCCUGAAAAACACAAAGAAACCUUUUAACGUAUCAAGUCAAAAGAAACUAUGGAGUGUUUGACACAUGUUGGCGUGACCUACAACUGAGGCGGAAUACAGCAUCUGCAACAACCACGAUGGUCAACAAAUACCAACCAAGUUGAAACUGUUGACUUUCAAAAUGAACCAUGGUUGGAAGCCUUGUAACGAUCCUCUUAAUCAGAACUUUAUAUCUGAUGACUUAUAACUUUUCACUGUGGGACCGACCAAUGUCAAAUUCAUUCAUAACUCAACUAACAUUAACUUCACACCUUCAAAGCUCUACUAUACAAUUGCUCUAGCUUGAGAAAUGUGUCAAUUUUGUUUCUGUUGAUCCCAUGUCUACUAAAGGGCCUUAACUUUUUUUCACUGAUAAUAUAUAUAUAUAUAUAUAUAUAUAGGGCAUUUAUGAACUUAAGUCUUGAAAGUCCAUCAUAGUAUUCCAGGUACUAUUUCCAGGUGAAACUUUAAGCAUUGCUCUUUGUUUGAUAUCCUUUCACAGUCAGGGUGCACGGAUUUCAUUCUAAUGUUUGAGCUCACUUUAUGUCUUAUAUUGCUUUCACGACCCAAUCACCAUAAAGUUCUUAAUAUAGCAGCAUUUAAUGAAUAAAAUGAUCUUAAGAAUUGAAA
This is a messenger RNA of Pleuronectes platessa (European plaice), 2778 nucleotides long. RefSeq names its product coiled-coil domain containing 93 (gene ccdc93). Bases 60 to 1976 code for a protein of 638 amino acids. The record is from RefSeq and is a predicted model, not a curated record. The transcript is spliced from 23 exons. Lineage: Eukaryota; Metazoa; Chordata; Actinopteri; Pleuronectiformes; Pleuronectidae. Gene Ontology annotation, biological process: Golgi to plasma membrane transport.